UUCCGUGGAAUAUGUUCUCUCUAUGUUUCACGCGGAUUUCAAUCAGCUCGAAAUAUUCAGAAUUCAUAUGUCGUUAUCGAAAUUUGUGGCUAUUUCAAUCCGGUUUCUUUGUCCGAAAUGAGGGAUAGAACGAUGGACCAAGUGAAGUGCAAUCGGAAUUGGAAUUAGAAUCCGAAUAGGGAGGGGUUUUUAUAAUUCAUUGUUUGUUCAAAAGUGGCACUAUGCCUUAUUUGUUGCCUAAGCAAGAAAUGCAGUCAGUGCCUUGGAUAGAUCGGAUGUUGGUGGGCGGGAGAUGCAGGUUUGAUUCUGAGUUGAGAUGAAUCACCAGAGGAGGAACGUUGAAACUGUGAAUGCCUUAGCAAAUGUGAAAGUGACGGUGAGCUCGGGAUCGGGUUGCGGGGCUUGGAGGCUGUUAGUUGGGUCUGGGUCAGGUUAUUGGGCCGGGCUCGUGCCAAAAAAAAAAACAAAAGACGGGAGAAAUUGAUGGUUACAAAAUCCCCAAGUUGGAAUUGAUUUUUGAAACACUACUGGGAAGACACAGUUGGGGAGAAGGAGAUAAGAACAAAUGGAUUUAGGGUUGAAGCGGUUCUUUUUCUUUGUUGUGACAAAGGGACACUGUCCUGGUGUUUAUACUAGUUGGGAAGAGGCUAACGAACAGGUAACUAACUUCAGUUUUCCAGAGUACCAAGGGUUUAAUAGCUAUGAACAUGCUUGUAUGUGCUUCAAGGCAAGAAUGUGUUCGCUGUCAUGGGAGAAAGCUUCGUGUGGUGAAUUCGUUGGCGCAAUUGGUGAAGGAGCCUCCGGACAUAACGACAAUCUAUCGAAUGAAAGGUCACGGCGUGGUGCAGUUGUGUCGUGGCUACCCGUUAUUCCAGAGGAGGAGCUGAAUUUGGACUUUGCUGUUGUGGCCAACAUGGAGGAUUGGUUGGUGAAGAUGUGCCAUGAUGCUCAAAUUCCUAGUCCAUGUUUUUUCAAGCAAGAACGGUUUACAAGAGAGAAAGGGCCAUUUUAUGCGAAACACAUGUUCAAUUCAGCAUGUUAGGCAUCCGUUCUUUUGGUGCCUCCCACCUGCUUUUGCGGAAGACGUCACCAAGGAAUUGCCACUAGAGGAACUCACAGAGACAUACAUUCCAUUUUGGGUGAAACCCAGUCGCUUCCUUAAUCACAUAUUUGUUCCAAUUGAGGACAUUCUGGGGCAUUGGUAUUGUAUGGUGAUUGAUUUCGUAGAUAAAGCUGCCUACCAUUUGGACUCUUAUCCAGAUGCCAAUAUGAUACCCGGCAGGGAACAACUUAUGAAAGACAUUCUCGGGAGAAUCCAUGAUCUGAUGACAUCGCCUGCGUAUGGUCCUCUUAAAGUAAACACACAUAAUAAUCUUAGGGAUUGGCCGAUCCGUAGAGGACAAGGCAUUCCAAAUUGCAACACAAGUGAUAGUUCUGGCGCCUGGGUUAUAUCAUGGUUGGACCCUGAAGGUUGCUUUAAUUCCCUUGACAUUAGUGGAGUGCUUGACGACUUGACCCUGAGAGGCAGGACUGCCGUGUCCGUUGUCGGUGGACCAUUCAAUGCUAUCGGAGGGCUGAUUAGGCUAAGGGCACAACGCUGGCAGAGGGGUGGUUCUACUUGAGCACGCAACCACAAAUUUCAAGGAAGGGACAUCAAUGUAGUGUAGGUUUAGGAUAAAUAAUGUUAAAAAGUUUUUACAUUCCUCAUUCGAGGUCAUGAUAGCUUGUACGCUCAUGACUGGCCUAAGGUAGUGUGGGCUGAAAUAUGCUCCAAGAGCCACUUUGUCUGUUGUAGUUGGCUGAAAUAUGUUUCUAUAGCCACCUUGUCUGUUGUAAGCUGUAAGCAUUUAAUGCAUUUUGUCUCACUAGUUAAAGUUUCAGAACAUGUUCCCUUGUAUUUGUUAUUUUCACUGUGACUAACUUUAUCCUUAUAGUUGGUGAAGUUGACUCUGGAGGGAAUAUCAUUUCUUUUAAAUAUAUUUGCACAGGGUUUGGUGAUGACAUGCAUAAGACAAAAUUUAGAUAUGAAGGACACUUGGGCCACUGUCCA
Molecule: messenger RNA, 2050 nt
Organism: Arachis stenosperma
Lineage: Eukaryota; Viridiplantae; Streptophyta; Magnoliopsida; Fabales; Fabaceae
Exons: 8
Coding region: 942-1622 (226 amino acids)
Biological process (GO): proteolysis
Molecular function (GO): cysteine-type peptidase activity
Source: RefSeq, a predicted model, not a curated record